This is a messenger RNA of Cylicocyclus nassatus, 1392 nucleotides long. The record is from the annotation of a GenBank genome assembly. Lineage: Eukaryota; Metazoa; Nematoda; Chromadorea; Rhabditida; Strongylidae.
AGUCGGCGUGCCCUUCUAGAGCAAAAACAAUCGGAGGGCGUAAGAUAUGGCACAAACGUCUAGUAGAACGCCGUUCUAAAGCGAGUUUGACGCAACGGUAUAAAUGUCGUCUUCAAGGUAACCAAAACCACACAUGCACGCUCUUGGCUUCUUGCUUACGCUUUCGACAUAUUGUUUGUGUGUCUCGGGUAAUCUCUGGCGCUGCCCACGGUGUGUUGGUGGAGGAGGAGGAGGAGGAGGAGGAGGAGGGGGAGGUGGCUAUGCUGUUCCACCCGCAGGCUAUCAACCUCAACCUCAACCAUCAUAUGGAGCCCUACCUCAGCCGCCUCAGCAAACCUAUGUACCACCACCGCAGCCACCAAUGCAGCCGUCAUAUACACCUCCUCAACCAUCUGGAGGUUGUGGACCCAAGGUCGUCGGUUACAAAGUAGUUCAACUUCCGGCUGUGAAUGUUUACACCGUGCCUGGACCAGUGAUCCGGCUCCCAGCUCCGGGAGGUUGCCGCAGACCCAGUUUUCCUCCACCGCGACCACCGCCGAUACAGGUGCCUCCAUCUUACAUGCCGCCACCUCGACCUCAGCCUCCACUACAGUUACCUCCUUGCGGACCUGAAUGUGCUUGUGGUCCCGAAAAUUGUGGUACAGCAGCGGUCUCAGGAGGUGGAGGCGGCGGAGGCGGUUAUGGCGGAGCACCGCCUCAGGCAACAGAGCCUGUAGAAGCACCACCUCCUCCUCCUCCAGAACCUUCUUCGUCGACGGAAGCUCCAACGAUUCAAGAAGGAGAAGUCUCCGAAAGCUCUUCUGUGGGCGCGGAAAAAGGUGAAGGUGAAAGCACUUCUACAAAUGGAGGAGAAGAAACAUCGACCAAUGGAGGGGAAGGCCUUUCUGGCGGUGAGGGGAAUGAGAUGGGUUCCGAAACGUCUUCAGCUACACAAGGUACGGAAGAGGGAGCAGGUCCAUCUGAAGGCAGUGAUACGAUGUCAUCAGGAGCCAGUGCAGCGGUGUCAUCUUUCGGUGAAGAUAACUCGAUCGCAACAGAAUCAAGCGGAUACCAAGGUAGACGCACAAAGAAAUAUCGCAAGAAACUCGUCAAAGCGAAAAAAGCGAGGAAACUGAAAAAGACGAGGAUUAUUGUAAAGAAGAACCGACAGCGUGUACUCUUUAGGAAAUCAAGCAGAAGCUAGUAAAAAGUUUUUGUAUGUGCGCAGAAAUGAAGAGAAGCAUGUGUUUCUCUACGUAUUGUUAAUAAACCAGUGACCAUUUUAAUAGCAGAGUCAGAACCUCUUGAUACCCCUUGUUUGGUGAAGAAAAGACCAUUCGCAUUUUAGAAAAAUUUGGCAAACGCACAUUUCCUCAUUUUUCAACAUCGAAUAUACCAUAGUUUCUAGUCGCU